CGCCUCUAUUAACUCUAGUUACUACGAGAAACCAAUUAUAUAAUACACAAUGAAUCUUAAAGAUAUAAUUAACACAAACGAUGCUGCUUUGACGGGACUCGAAGAAUUCGAACCUAUCCAGAUUCACUUGAAUGGAAAGAACAAGUACGCUGAUCUAGUGGACAAGUUAGAAGAGUAUUUAAAGAAUCCAGACAUUGAAGAAAUAGACAUGUUCUUAAAAAAGUAUAAGUUUGAAAAGGAAUUUCUGAAGCCUGACUUGUUAAGAAUUGUCUUGAGGGCAAAUAACUUCCACUUGCUCACUAAGUUUCAAUUUGAGACAACAAAAGAUCUAAUUGAUGUAACACUCAAAAUCGAUGAAACACUUAUCUUUCAAACAGAAAAUUUUAAAUUUUUCAAUCACUAUUGGUCAUUUUCUAUACAGAUGAGUUUAAAGCGUCCAAUUAUAUCAAAUUUACCCAAGGAAGAAGAAAAAGAAGAAGUUAAUGCUAGGGAUAAUGGUCCCGAUGAUGAUCCGGUUCUUAAAUUUGAUACAAAGUCUUCUGGGCAAUUUAGUUCUAGCACUCCUAUCAAAAGUCCUCUAGUUAGAAGUUUAUCCCAGCCUACAUCUGAAGAAUCCAGUGUAAAACGUACAAAAAGAACAUCUGGGUCACCUCUAAAGUCUGAACAUAGAGAUAAUGCAUUGAAAUCUUACAUUGGCUUGCUAUAUCCCGACUCAGAAGUAAUUGACUUUCCUGUAAAUGAGUUCAGUGAUCUUAAACUAAAGACAAUUCCUCUGGAGGGAAUAAGCAGGAGGUUACGCUUUGAAGUUCCAUCCACUUACACUGAAAUGGAUGUACAACUAGCUGCACAAAAAAAUAUCUUUGGUAUUCCAUCUCAUUAUAUUCUCAGUGAUACAUUGACUGGAGGGACUAGGUCUAUUACCAUAAAUGAGAAUAAAUUAGAAACACGGCCGGACUUGGAGAUUGAGUUAGACAAGGGUCUCAUUCCAAUUGAGAUCAAAAGGGAUUCAAUUAAAAAGAAUAUCGAGGCCUUUUAUGGCAAAACUUCUAUCAGGAAAAGAAUUAAUUUUCUAGAGAUUUACAGCCAAGGUGUCAGAGAGGCUCUCUGUUGUGGUAUAAACUGCUUUUUCCUAAGUGAUUAUACAACGACGUUAUUUGUCGAAUUCAAUUCAGUACGUGAAUUUCAAGAAAUUGAAGGCUGUACCAUAACCAGGCCCUUAGUUGGAAGGAUUAUACGUAUUGAAGAAACUAAAGAUUCUGAAUAUUCAGCUAAUUUUCAUCUAUUCCUUCUAUUGAAGAAACUUCAAACUGAUUACGUACAAAAUAGAAAAGUUCUACUAGACUUACAAAAGUAUGAUUGUUGGAAUAUCGUUGUUACAUGCCUUUGUAAAGUCGUAGAUGAUACGAAUAAAGGAUUGUUUGAAAUGUCCAAUUCUACUCCGGUUACAGCUAUUUCAGGCAAAACAUACGAUUGUGAUUAUGACUUUCUUACACGCUGUAUAUAUUGAGGGCGAUUUUACUUUUUUACCGAUGCCACGAAGGGCUCUUUUGUCUCGUAUUUAUAAAAUCUGAAGAGAACACCAAUAUAUUAAGAAUUAACUUAUCCUUUGGUGAAUUUAGUAUCAAAAAUCCUGAUCGAUCGUACUAGUAAACAUUUGCGACCUGGGGUUUAGUUCAACGGUUAAUAUUUAGAGAGAAGAAAGUUCUGUCAAGCGAAAAUCAAGCAAAUUUACACACUUUUCCCUUUCCAUUAUUUAGAAACACGACAAAUGUAUGUCUUCAUUUGGAUCUUCAAUAACUAUAGAUAA
Messenger RNA from Scheffersomyces amazonensis, 1807 nucleotides. RefSeq lists its product as uncharacterized. Lineage: Eukaryota; Fungi; Ascomycota; Pichiomycetes; Serinales; Debaryomycetaceae. Bases 50 to 1507 code for a protein of 485 amino acids. The record is from RefSeq and is a predicted model, not a curated record. The transcript has a single exon.